Acanthisitta chloris (rifleman) is the source of this 867-nucleotide messenger RNA. RefSeq names its product dickkopf WNT signaling pathway inhibitor 3 (gene DKK3). Gene Ontology annotation, cellular component: extracellular region. The record is from RefSeq and is a predicted model, not a curated record. Gene Ontology annotation, biological process: multicellular organism development; negative regulation of canonical Wnt signaling pathway. Bases 7 to 867 code for a protein of 286 amino acids. Gene Ontology annotation, molecular function: receptor antagonist activity; co-receptor binding. The transcript is spliced from 6 exons. Lineage: Eukaryota; Metazoa; Chordata; Aves; Passeriformes; Acanthisittidae.
CAACAGAUGGAAGCUGAAGAGGAAGGGGCAAAAAAACUGUCGGAAGUAAAGUUUGAAAACUUACCUCCCAACUACCACAACGAGUCCAACACGGAAACCAGAAUUGGUAACAGAACUGUUCAAACUCAUCAAGAAAUUGAUAAGGUUACAGAUAACAAAACUGGAUCGACAGUUUUUUCUGAGACAGUUAUUACAUCCAUAAAAGAUGGAGAAAACAAAAGGAAUCAUGAGUGUAUCAUUGAUGAAGACUGUGAAACAGGGAAGUAUUGCCAGUUCUCCACCUCUGAAUACAAGUGUCAACUCUGCAAAACCCAGCACACACCCUGCUCCCGGGAUGUGGAGUGCUGUGGGGACCAGCUCUGUGUCUGGGGUGAGUGCAGGAAAUCCACUUCCAGAGGAGAGAACGGCACCAUUUGUGAGAACCAGCACGACUGUAACCCUGGGAGCUGCUGUGCAUUCCACAAAGAGCUGCUGUUCCCUGUCUGCACACCCUUACCUGAGGAAGGUGAACCCUGCCACGACCCUGCAAACAGACUUCUCAACCUCAUCACCUGGGACCUGGAGCCUGAUGGGGCACUCGAGCACUGCCCGUGUGCGAGCGGCCUGACCUGCCAGCCCCAGAGCCACAGCAGCACGUCUGUGUGUGAGCUCUCUGCCAACGAAACCCGGGCUAAGGAGAAAGAAGAUCCCCUCAUGGUGGAUGAGAUGCCAUUCCUCAGCCUGAUCCCCAGGGACCUUCUUUCUGACUACGAGGAGAGCAGCAUGCUGCGGGACGUGCGCAGGGAGCUGCAAAGCCUGGAGGACCAGGCAGGUUUGAAGCCUGAGCCUGACCCGGCUCAGGACCUGCUUUUGGGAGACGAAAUUUAA